AUGUUUUUGUUUAUUUUCGUUGGCUUUUCAGUCGCUGCGCCGCGAAGUAUCUUGAGACUUGCGUCGCGAAAGGUCACUCGAUUGGAGUGCUUGCGGGAUGUGUGGCGUUUGAUCUCCCACGUCUGGGUCUGCCGUAGUGCAUCAAUUUGGGCCCGGCGCAUUCUCCUCGUCCGCAGCCUGAUCUCCCGCCGAUUGUUAUAGUUUCUUUAUGAUCGCACUAGUUUGCCACAGGCAUGAUAUCUGAGGAGAUCGCGAGCAUAGCGAAGGGCUACGAUAUUAAAG
Messenger RNA from Amoebophrya sp. A25, 282 nucleotides. NCBI's taxonomy places the organism in Eukaryota, Dinophyceae, Syndiniales, Amoebophryaceae. The record is from the annotation of a GenBank genome assembly.